This is a messenger RNA of Aspergillus terreus NIH2624, 1686 nucleotides long. Its product is annotated as flavin-containing monooxygenase. The coding region runs from base 1 to 1686 and encodes 561 amino acids. Gene Ontology annotation, molecular function: flavin adenine dinucleotide binding; NADP binding; N,N-dimethylaniline monooxygenase activity. NCBI's taxonomy places the organism in Eukaryota, Fungi, Ascomycota, Eurotiomycetes, Eurotiales, Aspergillaceae. The transcript has 8 exons. The record is from RefSeq and is a predicted model, not a curated record.
AUGCCCUCCAACGAAUCCACUUGUCUCGGGUCCGACCGCAAUAUGCAAACCGCCUGGAAACUCAACGCCAGCACACCGGGCUUCACGCCUAAAAAGCUGCGCGUGGUGUGUAUCGGUGCGGGACUCUCCGGCCUGACUCUGGCUUACAAGCUCAAACACGAGCGGCCGAUGGAUUUUGUCGACCUGCGCAUCUACGAGAAAAACCACGAGGUCGGCGGCACCUGGCUGGAUAAUGUGUAUCCCGGGGUUGGAUGCGACAUCCCCUCUCCCUCGUACGUGUUUCCGUUCGAGCCGAAUCCGGACUGGUCCAAGUUUUAUGUCGGCGGUGCGGAAAUCCAACAGUACAUUCUUCGCACGACCGCAAAGUAUGGGCUAAAAGAGCGGAUCGUCUUCAACACCAGACUCCUCAAGGCCGAAUGGAACGAGGACAGCGCGAAGUGGAAGCUCCAGUUGGAGCAGGACGGACGUGUUUUCGACGAUGAGACUGAUGUCCUGAUCAACGGCACCGGGUGCCUCAGUCAGUGGAAGUGGCCCGAUAUCGAGGGUCUAGAUUGCUUCAAAGGAAAGCUGCUUCAUAGCGCCCGCUGGGAUCCGGAGUACAAUUGGGAAGGGAAGAGAAUCGCAGUCAUCGGAAACGGUUCUUCUGCCCUGCAGUUGGUUCCCUCAUUGCAGCCAAAGGCUGCCAAGCUGGUUAACUACAUCCGUCAUCCAACCUGGGUAUCCGUGAACUUCUGCCCGGACCUCACGAGAGACGGCAUGGGAAGCAACUUUGAAUUUACUGAGGAAGAAAAGCAGCAGUUCCGAGAUGACCCAGAGAUGUUCUUCCAGUACCGAAAGAAGGUCGAGCACGGAGUGAACACCGUCCUCCAGAUGAUGAUCUCAGGAUCAGGCGAACACAAGUUCCUGCACGAGACGGUGGAAGGCCUCAUGAGACAGCGUCUGGCCGACAGACCCGACCUCAUCGACAAGAUGAUCCCCAACUACGAAAUAGGAUGCCGCCGCCUCAGUCCCGGGGACGGCUAUCUCGAAGCCCUGCAAGCCGCGAACGCACGACCUUCCUUCGCCAACAUCAACCGCAUAACACCCACCGGUUUCGAAACCGACGAAGGAGAGGAAGAGUUCGACCUAAUCGCCUGCGCGACCGGCUUCAACACCAGCUACAUCCCGCCGUUCAAGAUGACGGGCCGCGGCGGCCGGCGCUUAGACGUUGAGUGGAAAGACAAGCCCGCCGCGUACUUUGCAACCUGUGCGGCUGGAUUCCCCAACUACUUCAUUUUUGCGGGGCCCAACGCGCCUAUCGGUCAUGGGUCUGUGAAUCGGAUGAUCUGGUUCCAGGCGGACUACAUGCUGAACUGGGUUGAGAAGAUAGCUACGGAGGAUAUCCGGUCGGUUGCCGUCAAAGACAGUGCCGUCCGCGAUUUUAAUGAGUUCGCAAAGGAAAACCUCAAGCGUUUUGUGUGGUCCAAGGGGUGUCAUGCCUGGUAUAGUAAAAAGACUGAUGGAGAGGAUAACAUCGUCACGGCAAUGUAUCCUGGCAGUCUACUUCAUUUUAAGGUCUAUUUGGACAAAAUCCGUGGAGAGCAUUUCGAUAUCCAGUACAACACGUCCAAUAUGUUUGGCUUCUUGGGGAAUGGGGAAUUGGCAUUGGAGCGAGAGAAAGAUGGGGACAUGGCUUUCUAUAUGUAA